CAGAUGAGUAACGGCACCCGCGCGCUGCCCUCUCCCGCGGCACCCGGCACAGCGCCCGGGCUGGCCGCGACGCCCGACCCCGCGGCCCUCGCCGGCCCCGCGCUCGCCGCUGCCCACAACGGCUCCCAGGGCAGCGGGCAGCUCUUCCUGAGCACCGUCACGGCACAGGUCGUCUCCGGCUUCUUUGUGUGGUCGGCGCUGAUCCUCACCUUCCACCAGAUCUAUAUGCACCUGAGGAACUACACCGUCCCCAAGGAGCAGCGCUACAUCAUCCGCAUCCUCUUCAUCGUGCCCGUCUAUGCUUUCGACUCCUGGCUCAGCCUUCUCCUCCUUGGGAGCCACCAGUACUACGUGUACUUCGACUCUGUGCGCGACUGCUAUGAAGCUUUCGUGAUUUAUAGUUUCCUGAGCCUGUGCUUCGAGUACCUUGGCGGCGAGAGCACCAUCAUGACAGAGAUCCGAGGGAAGCCCAUAGCGUCCAGCUGCCUCUACGGGACGUGCUGCCUGCAGGGCAUGUCCUACUCCAUUGGAUUCCUGCGCUUCUGCAAGCAGGCUACACUGCAGUUCUGCAUCGUGAAACCCCUCAUGGCCAUCAUCACCAUCAUCCUGCAGGCGUUUGGGAAGUACCACGAUGGGGACUUCAAUGUCCACAGUGGCUACCUCUACAUCACCAUCAUCUACAACUUCUCCGUCAGCCUGGCGCUUUAUGCCCUCUUCCUCUUCUACUUUGCCACCAUGGAUCUCCUGCGACCCUUCAAGCCAGUGCUCAAGUUCAUCACCAUCAAGGCGGUCAUCUUCCUCUCCUUCUGGCAAGGGACAUUGCUGGCAAUCCUGGAGAAAUGUGGCGUGAUCCCUGAAGUCCAGAUUAUUGAUGGGAAGGAAGUAGGAGCUGGGACAGUGUCUGCUGGCUACCAGAACUUCAUCAUUUGUAUUGAGAUGUUUUUUGCCUCCAUUGCUCUGCGCUAUGCAUUUACAUGCCAGGUGUAUAUAGAGAAGAAAGAAAAUUCAACAGCAAACCUUGCCCCAAUGCAAAGCAUCUCGAGCGGGCUGAAGGAGACCAUGAGCCCCCAGGACAUCGUGCAGGAUGCGAUCCACAACUUCUCGCCCACGUACCAGCAGUACACCCAGCAGUCGAUGCAAGACGCGGAGCACAAAGCGCCCAGGGAAAACGGGCACGUGGUGACCAAGGCAGAGGGACUGAGUGGCAGAAAGAGCAAAAACAUUGAGAAAAGAGUGCUGAUCCUGUCAGACGAGGAACUGUAGGAGACCCCAGAGGGGAUAGCAACACAGGAGAGGCUUAAAGCCAUGCGAACGGGAACUGUCUCAAGGCUGGAACAACCUGGUCUAAUCAGAGCACAAAGAGGGUAAAAGAGGUAGGCCAGGGUAGCUUAUUAAUUGCCUUAAAAAGCCGAUCUCUUCAAGUGAAGAGGGAAAAGUUCAACCACAUAGUGCCAGCUUCUACUGCCCCACCUCUACUGGUAUCAGAGAUGGGACUGUCUUUGCUCCACGUCUUCGCCUGUGUUUUGCCUGCCCCACUGCCACUCUCAUGCAUGUGUCCACGCUCUGGGAAUGCUGAACACGGCUCCUGGGUACCCUGUAAGUGCUGUAAGACGGACACACUGCCCUCACCCUCCUCUUGUCUACAAAGGGUGCUGAGACCUGAGAGAAAUGCUUUUCUCAGCACAGUUCCGCUCUAGUUUCUCUUGAUUUCAGUAGAAAUGAUCUCUAAGGACCUUGUGGAGAAAAACAGACCAGCAAGGUGACUUCACUUCACCUCAAAACCCAGUAACAUUUUAAAGAUGUUUUUCCUUACUUUCAUAUACUCCCCCCAUCCCAUUCCCUCAGACAAGUCUGAGGAGUUGUGCAGAAGACACAACUUGUCUUGUUGGAAGAGGUGAUCAUCCUCUCCUCUCUCCUGAUGGGGAUGCAGCUGCCUGAAAUAGCGAUUCCCCUGGGGAGGGAUGGUAGGACCAUGCUCGGGGCUAGAGCAAGGUCUCGCAGCUGCAUUUGAGAGCUGUUGGUGACAGAACCUCUCUUGUUUAUGUCUCAACUGACUAUCUCCAAAGCGAUCUGAAGUUAAAAGGGAUUCCAGUUUCCUUAUCGGAGCAGUUAUUAGG
Molecule: messenger RNA, 2117 nt
Organism: Nothoprocta perdicaria
Lineage: Eukaryota; Metazoa; Chordata; Aves; Tinamiformes; Tinamidae
Gene: TMEM184A
Product: transmembrane protein 184A
Exons: 8
Coding region: 4-1263 (419 amino acids)
Biological process (GO): transport
Cellular component (GO): early endosome membrane
Molecular function (GO): transporter activity
Source: RefSeq, a predicted model, not a curated record